CUUCAGUUGCAUAGUGUGAACAAGCUAAAAGGAGGAAAAAUCUUGAAGCAUUUCAUUUGAUUCUUAUUUUUAUGUAGACAAAGAUAACAAAAUAAAGCAGCAGCAGACGACAAGAUGAAAUUUAAAAUUUAUUUAAACAAGGAAGCAAUUUAUAAAGGUACGAUAACGUGUGUCGGAUGGAGUAGUAACAAUGAAGUUUAUUCAUGCGGGUAAGCUUGCUUCUAUCCUUUGUUCAUAGCUGAAAUAAAUAAAUUAAAUUUAUUUUAAAGCGACGACUGUCAGAUCCUUAAGUGGUCACUUGCAUCUCGGGAUUUUGUUCAAGUCGCAAAAAUACCAGACUUUCAGCCAUCAGAUUUCAACUGGCUGAUUUCAAAGUCCGGUGGAAAGAGUACAGAAAAUUUACUGAUAUCAUCAUCCGAUGGACGUUUUAUAAUCCUCAAUAAAGGUGCACGAGUCGAACGAAGUGUUAAUGCACAUAAUGGUGCAAUAAUUUCAUGUCGAUGGAGUCCAGACGGCUCAAGUUUACUUUCAGCCGGCGAAGAUGGUGUCAUAAAAAUAUUCUCGCGCAGUGGCAUGCUUCGUUCGACGGUAAUACAGAAUGAAGGCUUAAUUGUCAGUGCCCGAUGGUCUCCGAAUUCAACAACAAUAGCCUAUUGUCAUGGAAAUACAAUUGCAUUGAAGCCUUUAGCUGCAAACAGCAAAUUAAUUAAGUGGCAGGCACAUGAUGGCUUAGUGUUGGCGAUUGCAUGGUCACCGAAUGCUGAAUAUCUUGCAUCGUCUGGUGAAGAUAUGAGAUAUAAGAUAUGGGAUACACAGGGAACAAAUAUUUAUACAAGUGCCGGUGAUGAUUAUCCCAUCACAACACUCGACUUUAGUCCUGAUGGUUCAAUGCUUGCCGUUGGUGGAUUUAACAUGCUGAAAUUAUGUCAUUAUACUGGCUGGUGCUAUAAUGUUACGAGAUUUGAGGACAAGCCAGUUGGAUCAUUAAUGAAUGUAUCAUGGUCGCCCGAUGGUACACAAAUAUUAUGCGGAUCGAGUACAGGAAAUAUAAUAUUCGGACAUGUUGUAGAGCGUGAAGUCAUAUAUAAGAAUUUAAAGGCGACAAUAACUGGAAGGCGAAUGAUAAUAAUGAAAGAUAUAGUUAAUAAUACCACGGAUACAUUGGACUUUUCUGAUCGUAUAAUUAAAUGGGAAUUAGGUUAUGGACAUUUAGUUGUUGCUACACCAAAUCAGUUGCAUAUUUUUAAUGAAAAUUAUAUUAACACUCCCGUCAUCAUCGAUCGGCCUGAAGUCAGAAUAAUAUUAUUGGGAAAGAAAAAUUUCCUUGUCGUUGAUAAUAUAUCAAUAUGGAUUUACACCUAUUCGGGACGACUUCAUUUAAAUCCACGAUAUAGCGGCAGUCAAGCGCAAGUCUUUAACUUAACAAUGCAAACUAUCUCAAUGGGACUUGAUGUACUUGCAUUACGCGAUUUUGCUGAUCAGACGAUUAUUCAUAUCUUUGAUCUAUAUCCUGGAGCGUCGAGACAAGAAGAGCCAAAUCAGGUAAAACAUAAACAACUAAUUACGGAAAUUGCUGUCAAUCGAUCGGGACCGUCAGCAGACGAUAAGCAUCUUGUUGCAUUUAUUGAUACAAAUCGAGAUCUGUAUUUGGCAGCAAUACAAAGUGGACCUGACUAUUCGCUACAUAAGAUUGGUACACAAGUGAUAAGCAUCAUGUGGUCGAGCGAAUGUAAUGUUCUUGUUGGUCUACAUGACUCAUGUUAUAGUAUCUGGUAUUGUCCAGGCGAAUCAUGUUCCGAUCCAUCAUUGAUUGCUUUAACGACACUUUCAUAUGAUACAACGGAAUUUGGCAAGAACAUCUCUCUCGUCAAUUUCGACGGAUUUACAAUCACAUUUUGUGCGUCAGGUGCAAAUUUUACCAUUACAACUAAAAUUUAUUGCAUUCUUAUACAUAAACUUGUCAGCGAGAAUCAGUGGGAAAAGGCAUUAAAAAUUUGUCGUAUGGGACAAAGUACAUUGUUAUGGGCAUGCUUAGCUGCAAUUGCAUCAAAACGAAAUCAACAUGAAAUAAGUGAGGAAGCAUUCUCAUCAGCAUUGCAAAUUGAUAAAGUCGAUUACAUGCAUUUUGUGAAGGAAUUGAAUGAAAAUGAGCAGAUGGCGGAGAAUGCAGUCAUGAAUGGGACGAGAAUUGAAGAAGCCGAGACAAUUUUAUUGCAUAAUCAUCGGAUAUCGGAGGCAAUACAAUUUUGUUUAAGAUUACAUCGAUGGAAUAGGGCACUAGAGAUUGCUCAAAAGUAUUCGACUGACCUUAAAUUGGUAAUGGACGAACGAGUCAAGUAUAUGGAUGCAUUGCAGAGGCAUGAGACUGAUGUAGAAUUCAUUAAAUUGAACUCAAUUGUCCUUGAGAGUCAGUCUAAUGAGGAGUAUUAAGGUUGCAAUUAAAAUAAACUCUGCGUCAGUUUCACAUUGCUUGUGUGGAUAUUGAGGCAGACAGUUUUUUCUGUGGAAUUUUUCACAGUGGAUUUUAUGAUUGGGAAUCUUUCUUUGCUUGUCAGACUUAUAAUGGAUUAUUUUACGGGGUUUUCUUCUUAAAUUUUUGAAAAUUCUUUUGCAGUUUUUCAAAUUAUUUUGACCGUUAUUUUUCAAAUUCACACCAAAAGUUAAUUUUCAAAGCAGCAGAAAUGAUGUUGGACUUGAAAAAUGCGCCAUCAUUCAGUAUAAUGUUCAUUCUAAUUGAAAAUAUCCCACAAAUUGACAUGUGAUGCUUUGGUCAGAAAGUAUAAUGUGGAAUUUAUGUAGCAUGAAAAAAAUUCAAAACUUGUAGAGAAAGUUUAUGACUGUUCUGACUUUUCUGUGAAUUUUAAAGAGACUUAUGAAAUAAAAAAAAAUAUUUUCGU
Chironomus riparius is the source of this 2897-nucleotide messenger RNA. The record is from the annotation of a GenBank genome assembly. NCBI's taxonomy places the organism in Eukaryota, Metazoa, Arthropoda, Insecta, Diptera, Chironomidae.